ACAGCAGAGAACACCAACAAGCAGCACAGCUCAAAGCUCGGCACCACCCUCUCUCCUCGCCGUCGCAUCGCCUCCUGCUCCUCCGGCUCUUUGGUCUUCUCUUUUCGCGACUCAAACCCUUCGAGCAAAUCCCCCACAAGGAAAGAUCAAGUGGGUGUUCUUGUUUCACUUCUCAUUCCCCCCCCCUCCCAAGAUAAUCCUCGAGCUCGGGGUCGUCACCGAGGAGCUGCCAAAGGCGUCGUCCGAGCUUCGUCUUCCUCGUUCAAAAAAGUUUUUAUCGAGGAGAGACAUGGCGAGCUAUUCGUCGAUGGAUGCGUCAUUGCAACUCGCGAGAUUGGAGGACAAGCUUGCUCUGAAGAGGGUUUGUUCUUUCAAGUUGAUGCCCGGUAGUUAUGUCCUCAAGCGGUCCGUAAAUGAAGUUGCUCUGUCGCUUCAUAGUAAGGCUAGUGUCCGUCGGUGCUCUGUGGAGAAAGCGGAGAAAGUGGAGAAGUUUGUGGUCAUGAUGAGCGUGUCGCAGCCGCAGGGCGAGUCGCAGUCUGUCGGUGCGGUUGACACCGCGAUUUUCGGUGAAAAGGAAGCGGCGGGGAAGAAUCUUAAGAUCGUGGAAGAUGACUAUGAGUUGGUGACAGAUCGCAAUGGUAAUGGCGGGGACGGCUUCGAUGGUAACGGCGGCAAUGGGGGAUUCUCGAAUGGGAGAGGUGGUCAUGGAGGUGGCGGCGGAGGUGGCGAUGAAGGGAAUGACAAGGAAGAGGAGGAGUUCGGGCCUAUCAUGAAGUUUGACGAAGUGAUGAGGGAAACCAAGGCUCGAGGGGCUACUCUUCCUCCGGAUAUGUUGGAGGCGGCAAAGAGUGUCGGGCUUCGCAAGGUUCUUCUGGAAAGAUUCCUGGAUUUGCAGGGUUCCGUCUGGCCAUUGGGCUUUGCAAUGAAGUCGUGUUCUAUGCUUCGGAAUCGAAUGUUGGCUGAUCCAUCAUUUCUUUUUAAAAUUGGAACAGAGAUAGUUAUUGAUUCUUGUUGUGCGACAAUUGCGGAAGUUCAAAAGAGGGGCAAAGACUUCUGGGCAGAAUUCGAGCUGUAUGUUGCAGAUCUUUUGGUUGGGGUGGUGGUCAACAUUGCUUUAGUUGGUAUGCUAGCUCCCUACGCUAGGAUUGGUCAACCUUCUAUUGGCAAAGGGUUCCUUGGGCGCAUGCAGCAUGCAUAUGCAGCCCUUCCUAGCAGUGUAUUUGAAGCCGAAAGACCAGGAUCUAGAUAUUCUGUAAAUCAGAGAGUAGCCACAUACUUCUAUAAGGGAAUCCUGUAUGGUGCAGUUGGAUUUGCAUGUGGUAUCAUAGGACAAGGAAUCGCGAAUCUGAUCAUGACAACAAAGCGGAACAUAAAAAAAUCUGAAGAGGACAUUCCGGUGCCACCUCUUGUGAAGAGUGCAGCUCUUUGGGGUGUUUUUCUUGCGGUCUCUUCCAACACCCGGUAUCAGGUAAUCAAUGGACUAGAGAGACUGGUGGAAGCAUCGCCUCUUGCCAAACGCAUGCCGCCCAUCGCUAUGGCCUUCACGGUGGGGGUACGAUUUGCAAACAACAUAUAUGGUGGCAUGCAAUUCGUGGACUGGGCAAGAUUGAGUGGAGUACAAUAGUUAUCUAAUUUUCCCCUUCACUCAGCUAGCUCAUCGAUUGUAAGUCUAGAUGCUUCUGGCCAUUUGGUUAGACUCCGCCAGGGCGUUUAUAUCCCCCUGGAAUAGGUGUCGAAAUCUUUAUUAAUGCUUGGUGAUUUUUGAGGCCGGGUCGAAUUUCUGCUUACCAUAAUGCAGAGAUUGAGUGUUGCUCUUAACCUUAGGAAGGUUUUCUGCAGAAAUGAGUUUGUGACAUGCUCUGAGAAUAGAAUAGCGCAUCAAGUGUCGAAAGGCUAACUUGUUCACAGGUCUGAAGAGCUUGAAUUUCUA
Syzygium oleosum is the source of this 1930-nucleotide messenger RNA. RefSeq names its product protein RETICULATA, chloroplastic. Gene Ontology annotation, cellular component: chloroplast inner membrane. NCBI's taxonomy places the organism in Eukaryota, Viridiplantae, Streptophyta, Magnoliopsida, Myrtales, Myrtaceae. The record is from RefSeq and is a predicted model, not a curated record. Gene Ontology annotation, biological process: plant organ development.